AGAGAGAGAGGUAGAGGAAGAGAGAGAGGGAGAAAGGGGGCGGUGAAUCCUUUGCCACCCGCAUACUUUCUUUCUAAACGUCCUCCUCUCUCCCGAAUCUCUAGUUUUCCCUCUAACAUGGCUGCGCUCUCAGCCUGGUUCUGGAACGAGCGCUUCUGGCUUCCGCACAAUGUCACUUGGGCGGAUCUGGCCGACCCCGCGCCCGGCGUGGAGUACCCGAAAGCCGGCCACUUGCUCUCCGCGCUGCCGCUGGCCUUGGGGAUAUUCGCAGUGCGGAUAAUAUUCGAGAGGUGUAUCGCAGGUCCAUGCGCCUCCAUCCUUCAGAUCCACACGGAGUCGAGUCGGAGAGCUCAGCCCAAUGCCGUCCUGGAGAAAGUGUUUACAUCUAUCACAAAGUCGCCGGACUCGCGGCAUUUAGAAGGUCUGUCUAAACAGCUGGACUGGGACGUGCGGAAGGUCCAGCGAUGGUUUCGGCAGCGGAGGAACCAGGACAAACCCAGUACAAGAACCAAGUUUUGCGAGAGCAUGUGGAGGUUUACUUUCUAUCUUUAUAUAUUUACUUACGGGAUCCAUUUCCUGUGGCAGUCUCCCUGGAUGUGGGAUACGAGACAAUGCUGGUACAACUACCCCUAUCAGGUGCUGACCUCAGGCCUGUAUCAUUAUUAUGUAACAGAACUGUCCUUCUACUGGUCGCUCAUGUUCUCCCAGUUCACAGACAUCAAAAGAAAGGAUUUCCUCAUCAUGUUCAUUCAUCAUCUGGCUACCAUAAGCCUGAUCAGUUUCUCGUAUGUGAAUAACAUGUUGCGCGUGGGAAGUCUGGUCAUGUGUGUUCACGACACCUCUGACUUCCUGUUGGAGGCUGCAAAGUUGGCAAACUACGCCAAAUACCAGCGCUUAUGUGACUUCUUGUUUGUGGUGUUUGGGAUAAUCUUCUUUGGGACAAGAUUGAUUAUUUUCCCCUUCUGGAUCCUGAACACGACGCUGUUCGAGAGCUGGGACAUCAUCGGGCCGUACCCGUCCUGGUGGCUCUUCAACUUCCUCCUGCUGGUCCUGCAGGUCCUGCACGUCCUCUGGUCAUACCUCAUCGCACGCAUCGCCUUCAAAGCCAUCAUGAGAGGAAAGGUGUCCAAAGACGACCGCAGCGACAUCGAGAGCAGCUCGGACGAAGACACUGACACACCCUCCAAAGAGCGACUCAAAACGGGCAGUCGCAGUCACUCACCGAGAGGAGAGAACGGCACCAACGGCCAUUUCGGCCCCAAAUCCUGGAGCCAGAACCACAGCGACUGGUGACACUCCCUCCACGUGGCCUUCGCACACAGAGAACUCGUGUCCCGGAGAUAUCACAACGGGACUAUUC
Rhinichthys klamathensis goyatoka is the source of this 1360-nucleotide messenger RNA. It is a transcript of the gene cers5, whose product is annotated as ceramide synthase 5. NCBI's taxonomy places the organism in Eukaryota, Metazoa, Chordata, Actinopteri, Cypriniformes, Leuciscidae. The coding region runs from base 118 to 1293 and encodes 391 amino acids. The transcript has 10 exons. Gene Ontology annotation, biological process: ceramide biosynthetic process. Gene Ontology annotation, molecular function: DNA binding; sphingosine N-acyltransferase activity. Gene Ontology annotation, cellular component: membrane. The record is from RefSeq and is a predicted model, not a curated record.